Molecule: messenger RNA, 393 nt
Organism: Meloidogyne enterolobii
Lineage: Eukaryota; Metazoa; Nematoda; Chromadorea; Rhabditida; Meloidogynidae
Source: the annotation of a GenBank genome assembly
AUGGAUAUUUUUUGCUUUAAAAAUUCAAUUGAAGGAGUUAAAUUAAAACAAAUUGUGUUGUCUAAAGGAAUUUGUAAUUCUAUUGAAAAAGUUAAUAAUUGGGAAUUAGAACAAGUAAACAGUCAAGAUAAUAUUAAAAAAGAUGAAUCAAAUUCGGAAUUAAGCAAUGAUUUUGAUCUUCUUGAAGAUGAAAAUGGAAAGGAGAAGAAAAAGGAAGAAAAUAAAGAAAUUGGAAAGGAACAAGGAAAGGAUAAAAAUUGGAAAGGAUUUUUGAUGACUAUCCUAUUUAAACUUGAAAGAUUAAUUUUAGCCAAUUUCUCAAUAAAAUUUUUUUUUUUGAAAUUUAAUUUAAAAACAAGUUUUGUCUUAAUACAUUAUACAUACAUUUUUUAA